AUGGCCACCCCCUCUCCCCUCUCCCAAGUCCUCGCCGGUCCCGGCCCGCCACUCCCCCCCGCCGGCGGCAACAACCCCUCCAUCUGGUCCCUCCUCCAAGCAGGCCUCACCACCAACCCCAACAACGCGGCUCUCAUCUCCAUGCACCAGCCCCCGACCCAUCUCGCCCGCCUCCAGCAGCCCAUCCAAACCCCAGCCACCCUCGGGCCUGACCAACUCCUCACCUGGUCCUACGCACAACUCACCCGUGGCGCCGCCCGCCUCGCAGCCCUCCUGCAGCGCCGCGGCCGCGGCCGCGGCGUUGUGCCCGUGCCCGCCGCCGAGUCGGUCCUCGCGACUUUUAUUCCGCAGAGCGCGGAGUCGGUGCUGUUUCUGUGGGCGGCUGCGGCCGCGAGGUUGAUGAUUAUCACAAGGAGGCCGGAGGAGUUGCGGCAGGAGGAAAAAGUGGGAUAUUAUUUUGAGACGUUUGCGCCGGCGGUGGUGGUGGUGGAGGAUGAGGAGGCGGUGGGGGUUGUGGAGGAGAUGAGGAGGAAGUAUACUGGUGGUGGUGGUGGUGGUAAGCAUGGUCAGCAGCAGCAGCAGGGCGGUCCGUUUUUGGGGAUUUGCCUGGGUCGGCUGGGGGAAAAGGGGAGGAGGGAGGGGUGGUUGAGUAUGGCGGAGAUUGAGGAGAUGGAGUUUUCCGAGGAGGAAAGCAGCACUCUGAAUCCUCCGCCGGCGGCAGUAAAUGAGGAUCGACUGCAAUCACUGGAUCGGCCGGCUCAUGCGCUUUUCACGAGCGGUACGGCGGGGCCGGUGAAGUGCGUCCCCCAGACAGUCAAAAGCAUCUCCGCCACAGCCGCCCUUAUGGCAGCAGCAGUUGGCCGUAACCCCAGCGCACCGAGGCUCGUGGGCAUUUCCAUCGCCGGCGGCGUCGGGGGCUCGGCAACCACGCUUCCUAUGCUACUCCAGCAUGCGGAAGCCAAGCCGGAGAGGUUCCGGUCGCUGCGGCUGGCCACGGUCUUUGGGGAGAUCGUUGACGAGGGCGCUUUGGCCGAGGUGCGCAAGAUGUUUGAGAAUGCCGUGGUUGUGCCGGGUUAUGGCAUGACGGAGGGAGGAACGCUGUUUGGUUGGCCUUCGGGGCCUCCGAGUCCCUUGCCGAGCCUUCGGGGGGUUGUCUCGUCGGGUGUGGUGCUACCCGGCUUUUGGGUGCGGAUUGUGGACGAGAGCGGCAAAGUCGUCGAGCGCGGCCGGCAGGGUGAGUUGCAUGCCGGGGGGGACGUGUUUAUUGAGCGGUAUUGGGGUGGAAUCGACGCCGAUCGGUUUUACGAGGACGGGGCUGGGCGGUGGUUUAAGACGGGGGAUUUUGCCGUGGUCGAUGACAAGGGGUACUGGUACGUUGUGGGCCGGCUUAAGGACCGCGUAAGGAGCAUCGCGGGCGAGGAGCAUGGCAUGUUCCAUCCGUUUGUGCUUGAGUCCUGCAUCGGUACACGGUUUGGGGUUCAGGCACAAGUCGUCGGAAUUCCUACGGCCAUGCUCGACGAUGCGCCCUGUGCCAUCCUGGAACGGCUUCCCGAAGGCGUCACCGAGUCCGAUAUUGCAGAACACUGUAUCAACACAGUAGGUGCUACCCACGGCCUUGCCGGAGUUUUGAGCCUCGAGCAGCUUGGGAUGAAGGACUGGCCGAGAACGGCCGAGACAGGCAAGGUCUCCAAGAAGGCUCUGCAACGCCUAGCAUUGCAGCGGCUGGAAAAGCAUGAGUUUACUGCCUACGCGCUUGGCAAGUCUUCCUGA
Messenger RNA from Dichotomopilus funicola, 1770 nucleotides. RefSeq lists its product as uncharacterized. NCBI's taxonomy places the organism in Eukaryota, Fungi, Ascomycota, Sordariomycetes, Sordariales, Chaetomiaceae. The transcript has 5 exons. The record is from RefSeq and is a predicted model, not a curated record. Bases 1 to 1770 code for a protein of 589 amino acids. Gene Ontology annotation, molecular function: medium-chain fatty acid-CoA ligase activity. Gene Ontology annotation, biological process: fatty acid metabolic process.